CAAGAGGCUGAGAUGAAGCCAAGCCCACUUCUGUGUGAUGCACGCCUCGACGUCGCGUCCAGAGAUCUGAUUGGAGGAUGUUAACUUUCUUUAAUUAAUGACAGGUGUGUAACAGUACACUGUACAGGAGUACUGUGUGUAGUACUGCUGCAGUGUUGGAGUAUUGGUCCUUAACCAGUUUGAACUGGUUCUCAGAGGAGAGACGGUAAAGAACAACUGGGAGAUUUCUUUGGAGGAUCCAACUCGUAUGCAGAGUGUUACCCUGCUACGAUGGACGACCUGGCUGUGGACAGUGAUGAGGAGGUGGACUACAGUAAGAUGGACCAGGGCAAUAAGAAGGGUCCUCUGGGUCGGUGGGACUUUGACACUCAGGAGGAAUAUUCAGAUUAUAUGAACAACAAGGAGGCGCUGCCAAAGGCUGCCUUCCAGUACGGCAUCAAGAUGUCUGAGGGCAGAAAGACUCGGCGCUUCAAGGAGACCAAUGAGAAAGCAGAACUGGACCGACAGUGGAAGAAGAUCAGUGCUAUCAUAGAGAAGAGGAAGAAGAUGGAAGCUGAUGGGGUUGACGUGAAGAGGCCUAAAUACUGAAGACUUCCUCAUUGUCCUACAGGAUCAAUAGUGAUCAGUUAUUGAUCUGUGAUGUGAUUAUUAGUUUUAGUUAAAAACCUUAAAUGAUCACCUUCUGUGGUUUUAGCUUCAUUAAAAAUUUACAAAGUUUGUCUGUUGGUAACCUGAUAUCUGAUGUUAUUGAUUACCUGAUGUUAUUGAAUCAUCAUUAAACAUCAAUGAAACCGA
Molecule: messenger RNA, 795 nt
Organism: Anarrhichthys ocellatus (wolf-eel)
Lineage: Eukaryota; Metazoa; Chordata; Actinopteri; Perciformes; Anarhichadidae
Product: protein Red-like
Exons: 6
Coding region: 271-588 (105 amino acids)
Source: RefSeq, a predicted model, not a curated record